Salvelinus sp. IW2-2015 is the source of this 3568-nucleotide messenger RNA. It is a transcript of the gene elfn1a, whose product is annotated as extracellular leucine-rich repeat and fibronectin type III domain containing 1a. Gene Ontology annotation, cellular component: plasma membrane. Gene Ontology annotation, molecular function: protein binding. The record is from RefSeq and is a predicted model, not a curated record. NCBI's taxonomy places the organism in Eukaryota, Metazoa, Chordata, Actinopteri, Salmoniformes, Salmonidae.
UGAAAGWCRAGCUAGAUUACAAAGAGUUCAGUUCAGCAWCUUUAGAAYCCACAGUGGUGUUCCCGUCUUAGAGCUUUUGGGCCCUGCCCGUGACAUCAAGAGGAGCACCAAUGGCCUGCGGUGGAGCUAUGGUAAUGAGUGCCUUUUUCUGGUCUGUGGCCAUAGUAUAUUUGACCCAUAUAGGCAYAGUCAAUGGGGACUGCUGGCUCAUCGAAGGCGAGAAGGGUUUUGUGUGGCUGGCCAUCUGCAGCCAAAACCAGCCUCCAUACGAGGCKAUCCCCACGCAUAUCAACAGCACCAUUGUGGACCUUCGGCUCAAUGAAAACAAGAUCAAAAGUAUCCAUUUCUCUGCCCUCAGCCGCUUCGCCAACCUGACCUACCUAAACCUGACCAAGAAUGAGAUCAACUACAUAGAUGACGGGGCCUUUUCUGCCCAGUUCAACUUACAGGUCCUUCAGUUAGGCUUCAACAAACUCCGUAACCUUACUGAGGGCAUCCUCAGGGGUUUGGGCAAGCUGCAGUACCUCUACCUCCAGGCCAACCUGAUUGAGACUGUGACACCCAAUGCCUUUUUGGAGUGCUAUAGCCUGGAAAACAUCGACCUCUCCAUGAACCGUAUCCAGCAGCUAGAUGGGACCACGUUUACCAGCCUGACUAAACUGACUACCUGUGAGCUGUAUACCAACCCUUUCAACUGUUCCUGUGAACUACUUGGCUUUGUGAAGUGGCUCUCUGCAUUCCCCAACAGGACAAAUGAACGGAUGGUCUGUGACUCCCCAUCAGGUGUCUCUGGCUACAGUCUGCUCAGCCAGAACCCUAACAACCCGACUUUUCGGAAUGCCCUCCAUAUGCUCUCCACUGUGUGUACAGARGACUAUGUGACGCCGUACAUACCUGUGCCUCCUGAGACCACCACACUCCCACCAGACUACACUCCCUGUGGGRUGGAGGACUGUCCCUCCGGAACUGAGCCAGAUGAGAGUAUGAGUAUCAACCCAACGGUGAUUAAUGUGGAUGUAAAACCCAGUAUGAAGCUCAAGCAAGUCUCUAAAACAAGCGCCACCAUCACUGUUCAGAUCCCCCAUCCCUURAAGAAGAUGUACAGCCUGGUUCUKUACAAUAACAGUUUUUUCACUGAUAUUCAAAACCUCAAAAUUCAGAAUGAGGACAUUGAACUUAAAAACCUGAAACCCCAUACUGAAUACACGUACUGUGUCGCUUCUAUAAAGAAUAAUCUUAGAUUCAAUCAUACUUGUCUGGCAGUCUCCACAGGACCCUGGAAUGGGAAAGAGACAUCACAAAACCAUGCAACAGCUACCCACUACAUUAUGACCAUCCUAGGUUGUCUCUUUAGUAUGGUGAUUGUCCUAGGGGUGGUCUACUAUUGCUUGCGUAAAAAACGUCAGCAAGAUGAAAAGCACAAAAAGGCAGGCAGCCUAAAGAAAAGUAUAAUUGAACUAAAAUAUGGACAAGAGCUCGAAGGGGGAACCAUUUCCAGGAUGUCACAGAAGCAAAUGAUGGSUGGGGAGAGUAUGUCCCGCAUGCCAUACCUACCAUCUGGUAGUGAAAUGGAGCAGUACAAACUGCAGGAGAUAAGAGAUGACACGCCUAAAAUGGCCAAGGGAAGUUACAUAGAGGUGCGAGGAACCGGYGACCACCAUGAACGCAGAGAGUGUGAGAUGUCCAUGCCUGGGAUGUCCAUGCCUGGGAACAGCCAAGGGUCAGUGGCRGAGAUUUCAACCAUUGCAAAAGAGGUGGAUAAGGUKAAUCAGAUCAUUAACAACUGUAUCGAUGCUCUGAAYUCAGAAUCCACAUCUUUUCAAGGGGUGAAAUCAGGAGCUGUGUCCACCCAGGAYCCCCAYCUGGUCCUAAUAUCAGAGCAGCCGCAGAGCAAGUCUYGCUUCCUGUCCCCYGUGUAUAAGGACAGCUACCACCACUCGUUACAGAGGCACCACACCUCGGAUGUCCCGCCAAAGCGGCCCAGCACUGCCACUGGAGGUCCAAUGCGGAGCCCAAGGCCUUACCGCUCAGAGUCCAAGUACAUAGAGAAGACCUCYCCAACGGGUGAGACCAUCCUCACUGUAACGCCAGCCGCUGCCAUCCUUAGGGCAGAGGCGGAGAAGAUCAGGCAGUACAAUGAMCACCGGCACUCCUAUCCCGACAGCCACCAGCUGCAGAUCGAGGAGCUGGAAGGGCCCGGAAGCCACAAGCCCUCCAUCCUGGAGCCCCUAACUCGGCCCCGRCCCAGAGACAUGGCGUACUCUCCGCUCUCYCCUCAGUACCAUAACCUCAGCUACUCCUCCAGUCCUGAGUACUACUGCAAACCACAUCACACUAUCUGGGAGCGCUUCAAACUCCGUGGCAAACGGCACAAAGACGAGGACGAGUACAUGGCUGCAGGGCAUGCGCUACGUAAAAAAGUGCAGUUUGCCAAGGAUGAGGACCUGCAUGACAUUUUAGACUACUGGAAAGGUGUAUCUGCUCAACAGAAAUCUUAAUCUCUCCAAGUAUUUUCUACUGGACCACAACUUUCAGAAAUGACACAGAAACCUUAUAUGUGAAACUCACUAUUGAUUGGAUGGAUACGUCCAUAUUGCGGUCAACUACUUAAACGUAUAUAUAGCAACAUAUUUUGACUGUGAGUAAAAUAGGAAAAGAACCUUGGAAAUGACCARCUUGGAAAMGACCAUCUUAAAUUUGUCACAUUAUGUAUGGYAUUUAUGGGAAUAAACUGUAAUCUAACGUUUCAAGAAGAAAACAUAUUGCAAAUUAAGAAUAUACAUAUUAUAUGUUGCAAUGGAUUAUAGGUAUUUGGGUAUCGCAUGGCCAAGUCCUGUGACAGUGGAUUUGCUGUUGUGUACUUUGAGAAAAUUACUGUAACAAAUAUUGAAAAACACGUCUACUGAAACCUCAAUAUUUUUCUUGAAGAACUACUGAACAAUCAUACGAAAAAGAACAUUUUUUUCUCCCCACAUAUAUUUAAUUCUACAAUGGAACUAUGUACUGAUACAGUUUCUAUAUCUGCAAUGUUUGCUGUUAAUAAGAUUUUUAAAAUGAUGAUUGAUUCCGGUUUAGCCCAUGGAUUUCAAAGACAGCUCAUUAUUUGUUUUCUAAUGAUUUCCGUGUCGUAACUGAUACACAUUACACUGGUCAGAUAAUUGGUAUUAUCUUACCCAGACCACUUAACUUUCCCUUCCCCUAUUUGCAGCACUUUCACAUAAUACAUUUUAGAGGCCACUAAACAAACUGCACAAUAUUAAAAGGCUGGAAUUUUCUACAUGUAAUAUUCCACAUAAGACAGUUAAUUGUAUUAUUCUGAUGCUGAUGGUCUGUCUUAGGCAUCGGCAUCGUGAGCCAUUAGUCAUAUCUUUAGAACCAAAGUAGAAAAAGCUGAAGUGUUUACAACAUUUUCUUUCUGCAUGGUCUAAGAAAGUGUUUCCCAACUCCGGUCCUCAAGUACCCCGUCAACAGCACACAUUUUAGUUGUAGCCCAGCACAAAAACCCCUGAUUCAACUUGUCAAGGGCUCGAUGAUUAGUUGAUAAGUAGAAUCAGGUGUGGUUGUCCGG